Molecule: messenger RNA, 399 nt
Organism: Mycena citricolor
Lineage: Eukaryota; Fungi; Basidiomycota; Agaricomycetes; Agaricales; Mycenaceae
Source: the annotation of a GenBank genome assembly
AUGGACGUAUAUGUCCAGAUCACGGGUCUGGACUCAGGAAAGACGCGCAGAGUCAAGGUGCUACUUGAUAGUGGCUGCAGUACCUGCUGCAUCAAUACCGACUACGCGUGGGCAGAGAAGCUGGAUAUCCAAGAGCUUCUGCAACCCAUCGUGGCUCGUAACGCCGACAACACCGAGAACAUCAGCGGUUGGAUCAUGCAUUAUGUCGACCUAAGGAUGAGAAUCAGUCCUCAUGUGGAGACACACACGUUCCUUCUGACGUGCCUAGGGAAGGCCCGGAUCUUCAUUGGACUUGAUUGGCUGAUGGAACACAACCCGGAGGUGGAUUGGCAGGAGCAGACAAUGAGAUUCAGCCGGUGCCCAGAGCGGUGUCACAUGAGGGGUCACGAGGAGCACUAA